UAUAUGAAAAGAAAUGGGAGGUCGAUUUUUGCUCUGCAAAUCCUCCUCCCUCGUCUUCCUACUCCCCUCCUCUUACGCUACUCAAUUCAGAUUCAAAUCCUUCUCUUCCUCUCCGAAAAAUCCGAAGCUCAAUCGCAUGGCUGCCGAAGCUUCUUUAUCGUCCUCUUCCUUUAUCAACAACGAUGACAAUACCACUGCUCUUGCCGCAGAUAAUGGCUCUACUACUUCCUCCGCCAUCGAUUUCCUCUCUCUGUGCCACCGUCUCAAGACAACAAAAAGAGCUGGAUGGGUAAAAAGAGAUGUCAAGGAACCGGAGUCUAUAGCAGAUCAUAUGUACCGAAUGGGUUUGAUGGCGCUAAUUUCAUCGGAUAUUCCAGGCAUUAAUCGAGACAAGUGUAUAAAAAUGGCAAUUGUUCAUGACAUUGCGGAAGCCAUUGUUGGGGACAUAACUCCAUCUGAUGGGAUUUCAAAGGAGGAAAAGAGUCAGCGAGAGCGAGAAGCACUAGACCAUAUGUGCAACUUGCUUGGUGGAGGAUUAAGAGCCAAGGAAAUUGGGCUGUUGUGGAUGGAGUAUGAGGAAAAUUCAUCCCCAGAAGCCAAAAUUGUGAAGGAUUUCGACAAAGUUGAGAUGAUACUUCAAGCCUUAGAAUAUGAAAAUGAACAAGGGCAUGAUUUGGAUGAGUUUUUCCAGUCAACUGCCGGGAAAUUCCAAACUGAUCUGGGCAAAGCUUGGGCUGCAGAAAUAGUGUCUCGGAGAAGAAAACGACACUAGUUGCAAUUUGUUAAUGUGGUUGGAACUUGAAUAUACAUUUGCUGCCUGUUCUCUCCUCAAGGUGCUGAUUCCUGGCAUCAUAUUUGUUUCAAGGAUGGAAUGGGGGCAAUUAGAUUGUUCUUUUGAGCACCAUUAAUUAAGGCAUUAACCAUGGAUUGCAGGGUAGUUGUAAGAGCUAUGCUCCUGAACCUUUGUUUUUCUUCUUCAAUUCUGGCAUCUAAUCUAACGAUUGUUUGUUUUUAUAAUAAUAUAUCAUCGUCAUCAAAUCAAUUUUU
Molecule: messenger RNA, 1047 nt
Organism: Tripterygium wilfordii
Lineage: Eukaryota; Viridiplantae; Streptophyta; Magnoliopsida; Celastrales; Celastraceae
Product: 5'-deoxynucleotidase HDDC2
Exons: 8
Coding region: 14-772 (252 amino acids)
Cellular component (GO): cytoplasm
Molecular function (GO): 5'-deoxynucleotidase activity
Source: RefSeq, a predicted model, not a curated record